This is a messenger RNA of Trichogramma pretiosum, 5205 nucleotides long. RefSeq lists its product as uncharacterized. Bases 411 to 4592 code for a protein of 1393 amino acids. Gene Ontology annotation, cellular component: nucleoplasm; cytosol. The transcript is spliced from 14 exons. Gene Ontology annotation, molecular function: protein binding. Gene Ontology annotation, biological process: actin filament bundle assembly; plasma membrane organization; positive regulation of actin filament polymerization. NCBI's taxonomy places the organism in Eukaryota, Metazoa, Arthropoda, Insecta, Hymenoptera, Trichogrammatidae. The record is from RefSeq and is a predicted model, not a curated record.
AUGCUGUUGUGUGUUGUUUUUUUUAUCGGGUGUGCUAUCUAUCGAAAAACAACGAAAUUUUCUGCGACAUCUGUGCCGAUUUAUCGUGCGUCGAGGCUUGAUUCGGGGGAAUUGAUUCUCCAAAAUUGAUUUUUGACAACUCGAGUGUGAAGUGUACGAUUUGAAAAUCGAUAAUUUUUAGUGAGCUUCUGCUUGUAUCUCUCUGCUUAAAAGCGGACGUCGAACAUCGAAUUCGCCGCGAGAGAUCAAUCGGCACUUUGUGCUUUGGCUCUCGGGGUCAAGGAGUCGAGCGGAGCUCGUAACAUGCUCGCACGUUGCUCGCUCGAAAUUAGCUGAUUUUCGCCAUCGACAUCUUGAAUCGAGCCUAGAGCAGCAGCUGCAGCCGACCCGGCUACGUACGAAGCAUCAAAAUGGAAAGCGAGGAGCUUACUAAACUCGUCGAUGACAUCUACAAGAAUAUUUUGGAAAAGUUCAAUCCCAGCGCAAGGCAGCUCAUCACCGCGGGCAAGGCCUACCUCAAAGCUCUGCACGGCGCAGCGGCAGCUUCGAAAGCCUACGUCGAUGCAUUAACGAAGAUCGGCAGACAGGCCCAACUGGGUACUUGGGGAGGCUCCCAAGAUGUUGGAUCCGCCCUGAUGAAAAUCGUUGAUGUCUACAAGGCGAUACAGGAACAGGAGAUAAACAUCAUGAAGGCUUUCUACGUUGAUAUGCUGGUGCCGUUAGAGACGAAUCUAGAAAAGGACACAAAAGUCGUUCAGAGCGAGCAGAAGAAGUUCUUGCAGCAGCACAAAACUCGCAGUGAAUCUUACAGCAAAGCUGCCGCUGCGAUGAAGAAGCAGCGAAAGAAGUCACGAGCUGCCAAUAAGAGCGGACUCGCCAUGGACAAGGAGCUCAAGAACAUGCAGAUCCUCGAGGAGGAAAAGACCAAACUCGACGCCUUUUGCGAGCAGAGCUUGAAAAAUGCAAUGACACAGGAAAGAAGACGUUACGGCUUCGUUCUGGAACGGCAAUGUUCCCUGGCCAAGCACUACGUUAGUUUCCACGAAGUAGCCUUGUCAGCUUUCAACCCAUCGCUCGACGAGUGGCGCGAUGUUGCAGCCACGAGGGAGUACCUUCCACAGUCCGUUGAAGAUAUGUUCGCUUCGAGACUGAGACAAGUAUCAUUUUGGCCCGAGGAGGAGGAGAACGGCGGUUCGGAUCUUACCAUGAGCUCUCAACUACGAAAAACCCGCAGUAUGGACAGUUCUUGCUUAGAGCUGAGCCGGCUUGGACCACCACCUCAGAGUCAAUCGACUGCCAGCGGUCUACAUCAUGGACUCAAUCAAAAUAAUCACUCGUCUCAUGUGUCAACGCAAAUGUCAAGGGCAAGAUCUGAGGCCAAUUUACACGCCUCAACGCUAUCACUUGGACCAGAAGUGCCGGACACACCGCCCAGACCACGAUCCAUGGUGCCGGUGAGCCGCAACAGCAUAGCUCUGAGUAGCAACUUGAUCGCAGGAGGCACUGGAUGGGGGACGGAGGCGCCCUUGGCUCGAGCACUUUUUGCCUACCUCAGCUCCGGCGAGAACCAGCUCAGUUUCCACGAGGGUGAUCUCAUCGCACUCAUGGGUGAUCGGCAGAAGGGUUGGCAAUUCGGUGAAAAUCUUCGUACUCAAUGCUCUGGAUGGUUUCCUUUGGCCUACACUGAGACUGCCACUGAUGAAUCAUUAGGUUCGCCAAGUCAUAGUUCGAGUAACGGAAGAGCAAGUAAUGGGUUCGUGGAUAAAUCCAUGCCGCCUUGCAAACCACCACCUUCUCGACCACCCAUGCCAAACGGCGACGAUAAUCAUGUUAAUGGCGAAGUCAAUGGUCACCACAAUAAUUCUACCAAUGGUAAUAUGCCCAAGAGCAAUAGCUCGCACAGCAUUAUCAAUGCAUCGAAUGGGCGUCAAAAUAAAUCACACCGUCCAACUGGAACUCUGCCGAGUUUACUGAGCGGCGGCAGUAAUGGUAACAGCAGUGGGGUCAGCAACGGCGGCAUGGUCGGGGGUGGAGGCCGUCGUGUACAACCUCCGGUGCCGCCGGUACCGCCACCUCAGGGGGUCACCUCGUUGCACAGUAGCAACGACAGCGGCUUUUCAAAUGAACCACCGGUGCAGCCUGACAUUGACUACAGCGACGACGAAGCCAUGAGACUUCGACGACGCAAGGCCGCCGCCAAGCAGCAGCAUCACAAGCAACAGCAGCAGUCCAAUAUCAAUAAGGCUGAUGCAAUGAAACAGCAGAACUCAAUCAAUAACAAGGACUGGGAAAGCGACUCUUGGAAGUCCAUACCUCGAAACAAGGAAAAUUGGCAAGUGUAUCGCAGUUCCAUGACUGAGUAUUGGUCCGAUUCAAAUUUACUGGAACGCAAGAAAGAAAAAUCCGGUCGUCAAGGAUCCAACGAAAAUAAAAAUACACGGAAUAGUAAAGAUGAUGCAACUAUUGGCAUGACAAAAAAGGAACGUAAGCAACACCAGCAACAACAGCAUUUGGAGCAGAAAAAUGAAUAUGAAAAUCUUCGUUCAGUGAGUAAGAACUCGAAUAACGAAAGAGGAAAUAAUAAAUAUUUGCCUAGUGAAGAUCAAGGAAAUCCAGAACGCAGUUACAGUCGCAACAGAUCAGAUAAAAAUGAAGAAAUUUCUCGUCAAGAAUUCGAAACCGAGGACGAUGAAAUUGAAGCUGAAGUCGAUAUCGAAGAUGAAGACGAGGAAGAGGAGAAUUAUAAUGCUGGCAUGGAAUAUCGCUCUGAAAAAUAUGAGAACCAGAAAUACUACGAAGGUGAUGAAGGGCUCCGCAACAGAAGCAACGAGUACGGACGUCGCGAUAAUGAUGCGAAGUAUGAUAACGAAAAAACGAGCGACUCUUUCUCUUCCGAAUCGUCCGAAUCCGGAGACGAAACUUUACCCGAAACUGGUCGAAAAGUUGAACAAAUAGCUCAAAAGCUCGAACAGACAGCACAGAAAUACGCUAGAGAGCACAGUUCUCCCAAAUGUAUUGAACGUCGUAGUAUGAAUAGCAGCUUAGAUCGAUCCCGCGAUGAUAUUGCAAAUGCCUCUUACGACAAAUACGAACACAAGGAUCGCAAUAUGCGAAGAACUCCACAGGCUGAUGAAAAUAUUGACCGAUACGAUAGUAAUUCCGUUAUGUCUUCUCGACAGUCCACUUUAGUUUACGAGAAAAAACGUCCAAGCCACGGCUUUGAGAGACCUCGACCACCUUCUCAAGAGGCACCCGAGAGACCAUCCGAUCAGUCAUCCAAGUACAGAGAUAUGAUGAAGUAUCCAAAAGAAGAGAUAUAUGGUGAAACUACUACUAUGGGCUUUGCUAAUGACUCGGUACUUGUUGAGAAGGAUCGUGGUUAUGAAUCUAAUUUUGAAACCAAAAUGGAACGAUCAAAGAUUCUUCAACGUCAUGGAUAUCCGAGAAAUUCGCGAAAUGACUCAAACAAUAAUAGCCUAAUGAAAGAGCGCAAACCUCUAGCACCUAGGCAGAGUUCAACCAUGAGUUCGACCAUGAGUGUCCCUGCUUCACAACUAUUGCGUAAUUUCGAAUUUGACAAUAGCCCAAAACUCGUUAAACGUACCAAGAGCUUUUGGCGUUUUCGUAGAGAUUCGGAUGUUCUUGAAGGAAUGGCUUUAUGGCAACAUAGGUCACUAGUGGAUAUCCCUAAAAUGCUCAAAAAAGAAGAACCUAAGCAAGCUAGAAGCAAGUCGAUUGAUAAAUCUAGCUCUGAAGGAAGCCCUGGGAUGUCCCAUCGUAGUUUAGAACGAAAAAAUAGCGACGAAACAAUAACUGAUGAGCGAAUAAAUGGUCCAGAUCACAAUGAACCGAAGGCAGCUGAGAGAAUGUGCUCACCUGAAAGAUCAUCAAGCGAAUAUUACGAUGAGUCACCAACACCAGCAGAAAGGUCAAGAAUGUCCGACAGAAAUACUGAAAAAUUCCAUUCCAAACAUCAAGAUGAAUAUCAAGCUCAUCCGCAACAAAAGCAACCCCAAGUAAAACAGCAACUGCAUCAUCAAAAUCAUCAUCGGCAGCAACAACAGGAACAGCUUAUUCAAGAACGCUCAUUUUUUGUCGGUAACGUUUCUCGUCGAGCAAUUUUAGAAAAUGAGCGAAAACGUAGUAUGGAGGCUAGUCGUCAGAGCAUAACAGAAGUGAAAGACAAUCAAGGUAAGCCACAAAAACAAAAGCAGCAUAUGCAAGACAUGAUGGCAAUGAAAAAUAACAGGAAUGAAUUGAAGAAAAAAAAUUACGGCGAGGACGACGAUGGUCUAAUGAUUAAUCAUAGAAAUGAUCGAAAUUAUACCGAUAUCGAAUGUAGCGACGAAGAAUCUACUUAUAGUUGCAUAAUGAUCAAGGAUUCGAGCCAUGAACAAUUACAAAAAACACAGUAUCUACCUAGAACGAAACUCCGACGAGACAGCACAGUCAGCAAUGAGCACGUUAGCGAUUAUAGCAGAAGCAGUAAGUCCAAGACUGCUAUCGGGCCAUGGUAUGACCUUUGGGGUGCUGACCGAUCCAUUCCUUCUACUGCUGUUACUAAAAAAAAGAAGAAAGCAAAGCAACAGUGAAGAUAUGAGAGCUUUGUUUCAUCAUAUUAUGUCAUCGCCAUCAAAAACGAUUCAAAAUCGAAUUAAAUUUUAGUUUUUAUAAUUAACCAACAUUUCAUACUCAUUAUUUUCUAUAUUUUUAUUUGUUAAAUACGUUAAUAAUCACUUUGUUUAUUGGAACACUUUAAUUUGAAUUUGUAUUUGAGCGCCUCUUCCAUUGUUUUGUUCUAAUUUUAUCAUUUGCAAUCCAGCUAUCCAGCCACGGCUUUCAUCGCUUUAUAAAAAAUUGUUUUGCAUAAAUCCUUCGCUUGCCUAUAAAGAUAUAUUUAUUAUUUAUUUUUUGGUCGACUGAAAAUGAUUAUUUUUGUAGCGCACCCGUGUAGACCCUCACGACGAAGUCUCGAUAUAUGUUAUUUGCACUGCACGCCACCGACGCUUUGUUCAUUAUAGUUAAGAGACGAGUUCUAUUCCUUAUACAAGAGUUUGUGUAAAAUUAGAUACUCCAUGGGCUUACACGGUCUGCCAAUUUCAGUUACCUACGUCGAUGAAGUAUACAAAUUCAGAGGGUACUUGAUAGCCGUGCAAAGCUGAAGAUAAUAAAUCACACUUUAAUGUACGAUGUUCGAUUGGUAAA